CAGUACAGCGGGCCGCGUAUACCUAUAGGCAUCGAGCGGCGUCGGCGGCGGCGGCGGCGGCGGCAAGGGCAGGGUCGUCGGCAACGGACUCGCGUGAGCGAGAGAGAGGGAGUAGAAGUAGCGCGAGUGUACGGCGCCGUCGACAGCGCAGCUCAGUAGUGCGUCCCGCGACGUCGAGCUGGGACACGAGCCCAUCCUGUCUCUCGUUCCCAGCAUACGGCCGCGAGACUCGCACGUGCGACCCUCGCGAUUCCGCCGGUGUCGAACGUUGAAUUAUGCAUGCGCCUCGAGGAGAUAAGGAAUCCGCCGGUUGUGUUGUGUAGAGCGGCAGCCGCGUGCGUGCCGAUAGAGUAAGGCGAGCUGCGACGCCCGGCACGGCAUCCUCUUCUGGAACAUCGUCGGGGGAUCCGCCGAUAGUACGUGGCCGCCGGCGAGAUUCGCCCACUGCUGCCGGCAUCCUCGGCCAUAACCUUAAAUCAGCCCCGCGCGACACUGCCGUUCAGCAAAAACGCCGGUCGCAGCGCCGGAAGAAGAAGAAGAAGAAGAAGAGGGCGGAGAAGGAGCCGAGGAUUAUCGAGCUUUCGACGCUUUUUCCCACGGCGCGAUCGGCCCCCGAUAAGCCGCACCGCCACGCGGAGCAGAACAGUGUAGAGCCAGUCGACGGCCGCGCGCCGCUCUGAAAAAGAGCCCGAGGCCCCUUUUUUCCCCCGCUGAAAGCAACGAUCGCGAUCGUGUGUACCUGUGAGAGUGCGGUAAGAUGGGCUGCAACACGAGCAAGGAGACCAUACAGCAGGCCGUCGAGGAUGCGAAGGACGACGUUAAGGAGACGGCGAAGGACAUUGCUAGAGAUCUGAUCAAGGAGGAGAGCAGCAAUAGGGAGGAGGCCAAGAACGGCGACGUUCCCAAGUCCGCUGAGACCGUAACAGUCGGCGGAGACGAGGAGGAGCAGCAGCAACAGAAGGAAGAGGGAAAGGAGCCCGAGGACAACGAAGCCACAGAGGAGCCCAAGGCAGAAGAGGUAAACGAAGACGAGGAGAGGAGAAAAGAAGAGGAAGCUGCGACGAGGAUACAAGCAGUUUUCCGCGGACACCACGCACGAAAGAGUAUGAAAGAGACUGACACUUCCGCGACGAAGCAAGAGGAUAACGAGCCCACCAAGGAGGAGCUAGAAGCCGAGUUCCGGGAGGACGACAAAGAACUGUGUCACGCCGCUACGAAGAUUCAGGCGACUUUCCGCGGACACAUGUCGAGAAAAGUCGAUCAGGCAGCCUCGGCGGCUAAGGAUCUGAUGGAUAGUGCAGCGGAGAAAAUCGAGGAGAAGAUGACAGACGCGCAGAACGAGCUGGAGGGUAUCGAUCUCUCGGACCCCGAUCUCCACAAGGCCGCGACGAAGAUCCAAGCGAGCUUCCGCGGCCACAAGGUCCGCCAAGAGGUUGUCAUCCCCGAGCCGAACGAGAAGAAGUAGACGCUCGGCUGCCUGGAAGGAAUCGUCGCAGAUGGUUGAAUGGCGCCGAGCGCAAGCAUUUACGCCGAACACAUUCCAAAGAAAAAAAAAAGAACAAUGAGUUUUCAUCCGAAUUCGCCGACGACGAUGACGCGAGCCGGUCACAAUAGUUGCACUUGAGACGCUCGAAAAUCUCGCUCGACUAUACACUUUCCGUCUUACAACCGACCGAGCGAUGAUUUGACCAAAGACGUACUAUAUACUGCUGUUAAUAGGAUGAAAGGUUAUGCACGGUUACAUUGUCAAUGUUUUUGUGACGGUUUUGAUUUCCGAAGUAGUCUAAUAGGUCUGCAACUUACUUCUUAAAAAUAAAUACACGAUUAUAUACAGUAUAAGCUUUUUGUUCGUCACGACAGGCGUGCUACGAAAAAAGUCUAUCAAAUUCAAAUUUAAAGCAUUACCAUAAUACGAGGAGAGCGCAAAAACAUUCACUCUGUAUACCGCUAGGAAAAUGUCAACUAGGAGAAAAUUGGCUAUGCCACGCGGGCUUCUAUAUAUUCAUGAACUAACGAUUUUCUCAGUGCGAGACGCAGCAAAAAUACACGAUGCAUACGAGCGCGCCUUGUCGAUGAUGAUGCUACAUUGAAAAGCUGAAGAAAAAAAUACUACUAACAAGCGUAGAUACGAUACACUAUAUCGAGCUGCAUAAAAUAAAGAAAAGUAAAAGUAAACAAAGUUUCUUUCCUACAAGGCAUACACGGACCUUUUGAGUUGUUGCAAAAACAAAUGUUUCCUUUUUCUUCUGAUGAUAUGGCGAGGAUGAUAUAACCGCGGCAAAGCGAACGAAGUUAAACAGAAGAAAAAAUAUGCGUGUACCUGCGUAUUUUUGAGAUCCGAUAUAUAUUAUAAUUAUUAACAUUAUUAUUAUUAUUAUUAUAGUACGACUCUUAUACAUGAAAAAAAACUCUAUAUAGCGAAGUGACGGAUUAACGCUACGCUUCGAUUUAUGCAAAAAGGGAACAAAUUCUUUUCUCCUCUCUAUACGUCUCUCCACUCCUACUCUUAUAUAUAUGAUAAAAAGUAUAUACAUUAAACAUGCCUUCGAUAAAAAGUGUCGGGGGAGAAUAACUCCUUCGUCGGACAUCCUGCGCGUACAUAGAUAAUAUUUCACAUGUGCGUCGUUGGAAAAAAUUGAAUGAAGCUCGUCUUUUCGCGUCGCGAAUACAUAUACGUAUGUAGAAAUAUAGAUUUAUUCACAUUCCACUCAUAGCUCGUGUUUUAAUCUGGAACAAUCUACUCGCAGGCCGCGUAUGCGACACGUGACCGUUUUCAACUCUGGAUUACGAAGAUUCGAAUCGUGUUCCUAUAUAAAAUCGAUAUGUUCCCAUCGCGCGCAUGAAUUCUUCAAACUUAUACAAAGUAACUGACUUCGGUUUUGUAAACUCGCGCGUUCAGCGCGUAUACAACUUAUUAAAUGAACAAUAAUAAGCACGUUGAGGACUUAGUUUACUACAACGUGACUUCGUUUGACUUACAAAAUUAAGCGCGUUUCUUUUCGUCGAGAUUAAAAAAAAACAAGUAUUUCGAUGGUUUCAGUAUAAACUUUUUUGAUAGAGAACCGAGAAAAACAUUCCUCUGUGAGGAAAAUAACAAAUCUUUGUCGUUUUUACGAUCUUUCGUUCCGCGCGCGUCAAAGGUUUCCGAUAGAGGCGUGAAUUAUAAAAGCUCACCCGUACCAAAAAUCAAUAAUCAUUUGUUAUUUCAGUGGAGUACGUUAGUAAUUGGAUAAAAAAAAUACUUUAAGUAUUCUAAAAGUCUGCGUUGUGCGGACAUUAGCAACAAAUGAUAAUCACUCGAAAGUCCCGUAAUCACUUUUGAAUUUUUAAAGCAGCGAUUUUAAAGAACAUAAUAUACUAAAACUUUUUUCUUAAAAUCUGUAUUUCUUUCUAUUAUAACCUUGAAAAAAAAUACUAAAGUUAAAACGUGCACUUAGCAGAAUCACUCGAAAUUCGAGGAACGGCGCAUGAGAGAGCAAUUCGGCUAAUUUAAUCCAAGUCGCACGAGCAUGGCCAAUCGAACGACCAAAACGAUUACGAUGCCUAAUUAACGAAUUACGAAGUAAUUGGUGCUUAGGCACGAGCGUCUGCACGCAGUUGGUGAAAUUUACAAAAAAAAAUAUAUAUAUACAAUUAAAAAUAUGUUGAACUAACAAAAAUAUUCGCGAGAACGAUGAGAAAAUCAAUUUUUUCGCGCGACAAAAUUAAACUUCUGUAUUUCUUUCGAGCGCGUCCGAAAUACUUUACACGACGCGCUGAUUUAUUUUCUAAGAUAUAUUGACAAAUGAACAAGUAUAUAAAAAUGCAAGAAAGCACCUGUAUACAUACCGCACGCAAAUGAUAACAGAAACAAAAAUGUAACGUGCAACGAUUUUACGUGGUAGUCUCGCUUUCAUUGUUGUCAUAACUCCGAGUCUAGUCCAAUUUGAUAUUAUCGUUUGUCCGAUCAUUUUUAUCGUAGGAUAUGUAUUGUAUUUUAACUCUAUAAGCGAUUAUGAGUAUAUUUAUCGUUCAAUAAAAGUUGAGUAGUUGUUCCGUUUGUUUGUUAUACUUAAUGGAAGCGUUAAACGCAUUUUCUUCAUUAUAUUCGUUCAAGAUCCUAGAUAUUUUUAUGAAUUAACGCUGAUGUACAAAAGGAUUUAAUUAUAGUUCCGUUAAAGAUUCACGCCAUGAGUGAUAUUAAAGUAAAAACCGUGAUUUGCGUGCAAGGAUGGACCGAAAAGUACAUGUUGUCUCCGGUAUUUUAAUUAAUAUAAAUUAUAAUGAUAAAUUUAAUGUUUGAGAACACGAUGUCAGUGAAAUAGAUCUGACUAAUUUUAUGCACAUCAAUAGCUAAAGUAACUAAAACUUCUAAUUGAAGCAUUGACAAAUUAUAACAAAGUUCAAAUCCGAAGCACUAUUCAAAAUUGAAAUUCUGCGGUCACGAAGUAAUUUUCAGCCCAGUUCCGCUUGUGCGUCAGAUCACCGUGAGCUUGUUUUUAGCGGGCCUAAAAACUGCAUACACAAAGGCAAAAAGAAGAUAAUUUUAAAAAACUCCUGUGUGUACAAACUGCUUCGCCGCAUGUUCGCCUUUCUUGAUUCGAGCUCAGAAUAUUUAGUGGACACGUAUAAUAUCUACUCGUUUAUCUUUGCGUUUCCUUGCAAACAAGAUCCAUUCCUCUUAAACAUUCCGUGAUUUUUAUGUGUACAGCGAGGAUAUAAUAUACAGCUAUAAGAAGCCCGGCUUUUCUAUAUCGGUUCCCUCAUUUCGCGAGAAUCCGCAGAGACCUGUAGAAAAAUCAAGUAUGAAAAAAAAAAUUGAAAAACCAAUCCGUUCUGCACGCCGUAUCUCCGCGAGCAUCAGCUCGUUCCACCUUUGAAGAUCCUCCUAUCGGUGGAUAUUUAUAGAUUCGGAAGUAUAUAUACACUUCGCUUUUGUAGAGGGCUAACGAGAGAAGAGAGCCUUUGCAAAUAAUGCCGUUAUCGCGAAAAAUGUCACGUCGAGUAAACACACUUAACCUCAAAGUACUCCCGGCCUCCGUUCCCCGCCUUAUACACCGCCCCGCACUGUCGUUCGAGCUGUAUACGCGAGGAAAAAAGAGUCACGAAUGCAAGUACCCGCGACGGACACAACCACACAACUUGAUUGAUAUCGAUUCUUUUUCUCUCCUUCUAUGUAACUUUGCGUCUAUUGUCAGUCGUGCGCGCACACGCCUCAUAAUGGUAUCGCAAAUCUAAAAUUGAACUUUCCUCAGUUUUCGUAUAUACAAUAUACGAUUGAGUUCGAGCGUUUUCAACGAUUCGGCAUCAGGUUCUUAUUUUUCUCUUUCAACGAAAAUAAAUACGAUCGUGAUUGAUUUUUUUCUCGUCUAUAUAUAAUUGCGUAGAUUUAGAUGUAUGUUUGUGCACUUGGUGUUACGUUAAAGGGACCGGUCGAUGAUGGACGACGUUUGAUUGAAUUCUUUAUCUCGAACGGCGGAUCCUUGAUAUACUUUUGUUUCUAUAGCGCAAUUCACCAUUUCUAUCUAGUAUUCUAAAUGGAUACAUGUAGCGAUGCACGCGGUGCUAAAAUUACGAGCUGAUUAUGCAUUUUAGAAAAUGAAAAAAAAAACUUUAAAAUGUAACGAGCAGUUGUAAUUACACUAUUAAGCGAAACAAUAGAAAAUAUAAUGUAAUCUGUUUGUUUAAAAUAAACUAAUCACCUACCAAA
Molecule: messenger RNA, 5689 nt
Organism: Nasonia vitripennis (jewel wasp)
Lineage: Eukaryota; Metazoa; Arthropoda; Insecta; Hymenoptera; Pteromalidae
Gene: igl
Product: neuromodulin
Exons: 4
Coding region: 758-1465 (235 amino acids)
Molecular function (GO): calmodulin binding
Source: RefSeq, a predicted model, not a curated record